Messenger RNA from Oldenlandia corymbosa var. corymbosa, 942 nucleotides. Lineage: Eukaryota; Viridiplantae; Streptophyta; Magnoliopsida; Gentianales; Rubiaceae. The record is from the annotation of a GenBank genome assembly.
AUGGAAGCAUGGGUAUACAUUGAAAUUGCUCUAAUGGUAGCAUUUCUUUGGUUUUACUUCCUUUCUUCUUUGAGAAAGGAUAAAAGGCUUCCAUGGAAUUGGCCAUUUCUUGGUAUGUUUCCAAGGCUUCUCAAAUAUGUCAGCAGGCUUCAUGAUAGCUGCACUUAUCUAGCUUCCAUUUCAGGAGGUACUUACUUGUUCAAAGGUCCAUGGUUUCUUGAUAUGGACAUGUUGCUAACUGUUGAUCCUGCCAAUGUUCAUCACAUCAUGAGCGAGAACUUUAAGAAUUAUCCCAAAGGGCCUAAAUUCAAGCAGAUGUUUGAUGUUUUGGGAGAUGGUAUUUUCAAUGCUGACAUGGAGUUGUGGAAGAUCCAGAGGAAAAACACCAGGUUCUUGAUCAAUCACCAGAGGUUUCACAAGUUCUUGAUCAAGACAAGCCGCGAAAAAGUCGACAAAGGGCUGAUUCCCGUCCUUGAUCACUUGUGUGAAACAGGGGAAACGGUGGACAUACAGGAUUUGUUUCAGAGGUUCACAUUUGAUACAACUUGUAAAUUGGUCACCGGAUAUGAUCCUGGAUGUGUGUCUAUCGAAUUACCUGAUGUUCCGUUCGCGAGGGCGAUGGAUGCUGCCGAAGAAGCCAUAGCUGCGAGGCAUCUUAUGCCUGAGGCUUUAUGGAAGUUACUCAGGCUGCUAAAACUUGGAGAAGAGAGGAAAUAUAGUCAGGCUUGGAAAACCUUGGAUCGCGUCGUCAGCGAGUACAUUUCGAAGAAGCGAGAAGAGCUGAUGAAGAGUGAAAAAUCAGGGAAUGAUGAUCAAGAUGGAGGCAUUUCUUCUUCUAUUUCGACACCAGAAGAGCAAUCUAGUAUACACUUGUUAAUUAUCAAAGACGUUGCAAAAGGAGAAAAAGUAGUAAUACGUCAUAAGCAGUCAACAGAUAGUUAA